AUGGACGAUUCAGAAUCACUUUCCCAUCAAGUUAUUCUGGGCCCAGCCACAGUCAAUCAUUACCUUUCAUCUUCCAACCGCGGAACCAGAAAACUAAGAAUCCAUAGAAAUGUAAAAGUUGGAAGAGUUACGAAAAGUAUUUGCAAACACCAUGGCUAUGACGCCAUCACAUCACGUCACAAGCUUCUCCGGCUCCACGAGGGGUCCACAUAUGACGUGUCCCACAGAGAAAUCGAAACGUGGCAAUAG
Sphenostylis stenocarpa is the source of this 249-nucleotide messenger RNA. NCBI's taxonomy places the organism in Eukaryota, Viridiplantae, Streptophyta, Magnoliopsida, Fabales, Fabaceae. The record is from the annotation of a GenBank genome assembly.